AUGGCUGGGACCAAAACAACUUCCAUACUUCAACAAAGAAAAUUGAAGAAAGUGUUCCUGGCCGUUUUUGCCGUCGCGCUUUUCGUGUUCAUUUUCCAUGUGUUUCAGUACAACAAAGAGAAAAAGCUCGAUAAAGAAGUAACGCAUAUCCUCAUGCCGUUAGAGAUCUCGCCGACCAAAAAAGGUUUCCCUAGAAAAGAAGACUACGAGAAAGAAUAUCCCCUGUUGCUGGUGGACGAGCAGUUGGUGAUUUGUUACGAGAACAAUGUGGACUACCGGAAAGCGUCGUUCGCAACCACGUUGUCCGAUUCGACGGAUGACCCGAGCACAACACAACGCAACCACCAUCAGCAACAACCAGAACAAACCAAUGGGACGGAACCGACGAUAUAUUUUGUCACGCCAACGUAUCCCAGGCGUGAGCAGAUGGCGGAAAUAGUUCGCUUAGGCCAAACGCUGAUGCACGUGCCCCGGUUGCACUGGAUUGUGGCCGACGAUACGGUGAGCUGCAGCGAGACAUUAAACAGUCAUCUGCGAAAGUUCGGCAUACCGUACACCCAGCUGGCCAGCCCCAUGCCGGAGGUAUACCGUGCUCGGAAAAAUGCUCCCCGGGGAGUAGCCAAUAGGCGGGCGGCACUAAACUGGAUCCGAAGAAAUCACAAGAAAUCGGGUGUCCUGUACUUUGGUGACGAUGACAACACCUUCGAUCUGAAGCUGUUUAGCGAGAUUCGGUACACGAAGAAAGUGUCCAUGUUCCCAGUGGGAUUGAUUGGAGACUAUGCCGUCAGCACACCCAUCGUACGGAACGGACGGGUGGUGGGAUUCUUCGACUCGUGGCCAGCGAAGCGUAAGUGGCCCGUCGAUAUGGCUGGUUUUGCGGUUAGCCUCGAGUAUCUAGCACUCAGCCCGAACGCGACCAUGCCCUUCAAAGCGGGCUACGAGGAGGACGAGUUUCUGAAAAGCAUCGGCCUGAAGCAGGAAGACAUUGAGCCGAAGGCGCGGAACUGCACCGAAAUCCUCGUGUGGCAUACGCAAACCAAGGGCAGCAAAUCGCCUACCGUUCGAAUCGGGAUGGACCGGCAAAAGUUAGACGAGCUGAAUCUUGGCGGGUUGCUGAGCAGGCUUGAAAAAAUGGGAGUGAAUCAUAUCAGCGAGUCGGAAGGCACCACCGCUCAAGCCAUAGUAAACGGAAGUGUAAAGCCACUAUCAUUUUGGUUUAGUUAAUAACUUCGUGAUCAUCUGCAGUAGCGUGAUGCUGUGGAAAUUCCCAACAACAACAAAAAAAAACGCA
This is a messenger RNA of Anopheles nili, 1291 nucleotides long. Its product is annotated as galactosylgalactosylxylosylprotein 3-beta-glucuronosyltransferase S. Bases 1 to 1224 code for a protein of 407 amino acids. Gene Ontology annotation, cellular component: Golgi membrane. Gene Ontology annotation, molecular function: galactosylgalactosylxylosylprotein 3-beta-glucuronosyltransferase activity. Gene Ontology annotation, biological process: carbohydrate metabolic process; chondroitin sulfate proteoglycan biosynthetic process. The transcript has 6 exons. NCBI's taxonomy places the organism in Eukaryota, Metazoa, Arthropoda, Insecta, Diptera, Culicidae. The record is from RefSeq and is a predicted model, not a curated record.